Molecule: messenger RNA, 1671 nt
Organism: Diaporthe batatas
Lineage: Eukaryota; Fungi; Ascomycota; Sordariomycetes; Diaporthales; Diaporthaceae
Exons: 3
Coding region: 1-1671 (556 amino acids)
Biological process (GO): transmembrane transport
Molecular function (GO): transmembrane transporter activity
Source: RefSeq, a predicted model, not a curated record
AUGGCAGCGAAAGGCAACAGUGGCUCCAGUAGCCAUGGAGACAUCGACGAGUCCCAGGUGCCGGGAACCGUCCAACUCAUCGACAUCGACGAACACCUGGCGACUCAGCACGCCAGGGGCCAGAAGGACAUAAUACUCGUGCCAACCCCGUCUGAUGAUCCCGAGGACCCUUUGAAUUGGUCGCCUGGGAGAAAGCGGCUGGCAUUGACAUACAUCAUGCUGUAUACCUGGUUUGUGGGCAUGUCCUUGUCAGUAGUCUAUUCAGUCUUGGUGCCACUGUCAACGGCGCUGGACGUGACCAUCGCGGAUCUCAAUGCCGGUACAGGGUAUUUCUUUCUCCUGUGUGGUUGGGGACUGCUGUUCUGGCAGCCCUUCGCCUUGCAAUACGGAAAGAGAAUCACAUAUCUCAUCUCAACGGUUGCAAUGGUUGCCAUCAGCGUCUGGAGCCCAUACGCCAAAGGCAAUGGCCAGUGGAUCGCCAGAAAUAUCGCAAUCGGUUUCUUUGCGGCUCCCAUAGAGGCCCUUCCGGAGACAUCAAUCACCGACCUCUACUUUGCUCAUGAAAGAGGCACAUAUAUGGGCUGGUAUGCAUGGAUGCUGGCCAACAGCAACUUCUUUGCACCAGUCAUCACAGGCUUCAUCAACGACGGCAUUGGAUACAAGUGGUGCUUUUUCUUCCACGCUGUGUUUUGCGCCGUUACUUCGGUGUUUCUGUUCUUCUUCCUCGAAGAGACCAAUUAUGAUAGGAAAACGGUUGGUGUGAUCGAAGGCGUACAGACAGUGGCUCUCCUUGACCCCGAGGCCACGGAGCCAGCGACCGGAAACAAGUCGCCCCCAGAGAAGAGCUCCGGGACAGAUCUAGCCGAAGGCCCAGCCGCAGGACCAAGUACUGUGUACCGACGCAAGACGUACCGGGAGAAGCUUGCACUAUGGGACAAGCCUCGACCUUUCAUGAUGGGCUGGCGGGCUGUUCAGAUCCUCAAGCUCCUCUCUUGGCCUGUCGUCUUCUACGCCGGGUUUUCCUACGGGACGUAUCUCGUGUGGUUCAACAUCCUCAACGCCACGGCCUCCAUCAUUCUCGGAGGCGAGCCGUACAACUUCAGCCCUGCAAUCGUCGGCCUGUCCUAUCUGGCAUGCAUAAUCGGGGUCACUGUCGCCUCGUUAUUUACCGGUGUCUUCAGCGACUGGUUCGUCAUCCGCCUGGCGCGCAGGAAUGGCGGCGUCUUUGAGCCUGAGCAGAGGCUUUGGCUAUUCGCAGCAGCCACAAUCAUACUACCUGCCGGCUCGAUUCUCUGGGGUGUUGGCGCAGCACAUGGUGUACACUGGUUUGGGCUGCUGGUUGCCAUGUUCAUGAUCUCGAUAUGCAAUGGCUGUGGAGUCACUUUAUCGAUCUCAUACUUGGUAGAUUCCUACCGCGACCUGUCAGGCGAUGCGCUGGCGACUUGCAUACUGAUCCGCAACACCAUGAGCUUUGCCAUCGGGUAUGGAAUCACGCCGUGGUUGGAUGCCCUGGGCUAUCAAAACUGCUUCAUAAGUGUGGCGUUUGUUGGGCUGGCUGUCUGCUCCGUGUUCCUGGCCAUGGUCAAGUUUGGUAAGCCACUCAGGGAACGGAAGAGAUUGCAGUAUUGGAAAGAGGUGAGGAUCCGGAUCGAGAAAGGCCUCGUCCACUGA